GGUGCGCACCAUAUGGAACGGUUAUUGUAUUGUGAUUGCAGCAAGUGAAUGUUACUUCUUCGCGUGAAUUCUUUUCGUUUACAAUUUUAAUGGUAGUUUAGCGCGAAAACGCUUUACAUAUUGAUUCCAGCGUAGCGCAUAGAUUUACCUCCCACCAAUUUUGCUGCGAUGGCGGCUGCUACAGCUGAUGGCAUUCGGUUGUGGUCAUUGACUGCGGUGCUAUUGUUGGCAACCGGACUAAACUUGCAGUGUGUCAGCGGUACGCAAAACGAAACGUGCGGGAACAAAGACACUCUUCUUUUUGCGCAUAUUCUCUUCCGCCAUGGCGAUCGUACUCCGAUCGAUCCCUAUCCCAACGAUCCUUGGAAGGAUCCAAGCCACUGGACAGCUGGAUGGGGAGAGUUAGUAAACGCUGGCAAAAUCCGCCAUUUGCUGCUUGGAAAAUGGCUUCGUAAACGGUAUGCGAGCUUGCUGAAGGAAACCUAUCGCAGUGAUGAAAUAUACGUACGGUCUACCGACGUGGAUCGCACGUUGAUGAGCGCGGAAGCAAACCUCGCCGGUUUGUAUCCACCAACAGGGACCGACGUAUGGGACUCAAGCAUGACAUGGCAACCGAUUCCGGUACACACCGUUUCGGAAGAUCUGGAUGGCGUGCUGGCAGCGAAGAAGCGAUGCCCUGCUUUCGAUCACGCACUGAAAAUAUACCGGCAAUCGGAACCCUACCAUUCGUACAAUGCCUCUUUGGAGCAGCUAUACCGAUACGUGACCGAAAAGACCGGUCGAAAAUACGAUUCGCUAACGUCCCUCCAGAACCUGUAUAGUGCUUUGCAUAUAGAGGAGUUGAACAACAUGACGCUGCCGGACUGGACACGAUCCGUUUACCCUGAACCGUUGCAAACGAUUUCGGCCAUGACGUUUGCGGUUAAAACAAAUACCACCCAAUUGGCACGCUUGAAAAUGGGCCCGCUGGUGAAAGAGAUGCUGCAACGAUUCCGUUCAAAGGCUAAUGGAAAACUGAAACCAAAUCGAUCCGUGUGGAUGUACAGUGCACAUGAUGUUACCGUCGCGAGCCUUCUAAAUGCAAUGCGUGUUUUCGAGCUGCACAAUCCACCAUUUGCUGCGUGCGUAAUGUUUGAACUUCGUCAGCCCUCCGACGGUGGACAAUCAUAUGUACAAAUUUUCUACAAGAACACCACUGCCGAACCGCUCCAGCUGGUAAUUCCCGGAUGUGGUUCAAGUUGUUCGCUUGACAAGAUGUUUGAAAUCUACGACAGCAUUUUACCAAAGGAUUGGGAUAGUGAAUGUCAACUGUCGUUGCUGUCCAUGAGUUACGUUGAGGCGGAUCUUAAUUCCACCAGCAGUCUCUUGGGGAUUGUGUCGUUAACUAUCAUAUCUUUGUUAGUCCUCUUGACUGUGGUUGCGAUUGCAAAACGUCGCAAUAGCAGCGAGCGGUGGUACUUACGGAUUGAUGGUUGAGGUUAUUACAGUUAAGACUCAAUUUUUAUUAGAAAUUAUAUAGAAAAUGCUGACUGAUACUGUCUGUUACUAGUGUGAGGAUGUCCGUUGAAGUUUAAGGAUUGUACUGGAUAUGAGCGUGUAAGUGAUAGCAUAAAAAUAAAUUUUCCAUAAUCAAAGUACUCGUU
This is a messenger RNA of Anopheles nili, 1643 nucleotides long. RefSeq names its product prostatic acid phosphatase (gene Acph-1). Lineage: Eukaryota; Metazoa; Arthropoda; Insecta; Diptera; Culicidae. Gene Ontology annotation, biological process: dephosphorylation. The record is from RefSeq and is a predicted model, not a curated record. The transcript is spliced from 3 exons. Gene Ontology annotation, molecular function: phosphatase activity. Bases 169 to 1476 code for a protein of 435 amino acids.